CAUAAUACAAUGUGUUUUUUCCACAAAUCGUAGUCAAAGUUUAUAAACUUUGACCAAGAAAAGUCAAAUGUGAAGAACAUUUUCGGACGGAUGGAGUAUCAUUUUCAAUGACAUGUUUUAAAGGUGAUUGGAAAUUGUGCAUUUAGAAAGAUGGAUGGAGCGAAGAAGAAGAGAGGAUGCUGGUAGAAGCCCACCAGAAGCUCGGCAACAAGUGGGCCGAGAUCGCCAAACGCAUACCCGGAAGGCCCGAAAAUGCAAUCAAGAAUCACUGGAAUGCCACCAAAAGGCGGCAGAAUUCGCGCAGAAAGGGCGCGAAGAAUGCCAAAAAUAAUCCAAGUCCCAACAAGUUAUCCACCGUUCUUCAAGACUACAUUAGGGCCAAGUGCCUCGGCACGGCUGGAGCCGCCGUGCCCGAGGACGACCCGUCUUCAGUCCACUUCGGGUCGGACGAGGACGACGAGUUGGACUGCAACGAGUCGUCCUCGUUUUUGGCAACUGAGCAGACGCACGUCGAGGAGAUGAACUUCAUGGAAACCCUAUUUGGAAAAACUGCACCGCCCGAUAACGACCGCAAGAUUGCGGGCGGUUUGACGCCAAUGCCGGUGUUUGGUGACUCGAUCAUCGCCACGCCGCCAUCGCCGCCGCCACAAGCUAACCAGUUCUGGAGUCCCGACAACAACUACAUCUCGUAUUUGUUGGAUGGGGGCACGCCACCUUCGUCGUCGUCCAAUGGCGACGGUUGCUAUGAAGGGCGCAAAGUCAGGGACGCAGACCGAUUUACGAUGAUGAAGUACUGCAAUGGCGGCGAAUUAUCGCCGCCAUCCUCCUCAAGUGGCGCCGGAGGUAAUGAGAAGAAGGAUAUUGACUUGAUGGAGUUGGUCUUUCCUUCUCAUUUCUCCUAAUAAGUAAGCAAAGGAGCCAUAUAUAUACCAUUAGUACCAACAACUUCAAUUCCCAUUUUAUUAUGUGACGCAUUUUCUUGUAUGUUUUAUUAUGUUGUUAAUUUCUAUGAAUUACUAAGUUAAACUGAGUGGGAAAGCUUAAUGUGAAUGCACUUAGGUUUCAUGGG
This is a messenger RNA of Cuscuta campestris, 1069 nucleotides long. Lineage: Eukaryota; Viridiplantae; Streptophyta; Magnoliopsida; Solanales; Convolvulaceae. The record is from the annotation of a GenBank genome assembly.